Messenger RNA from Fonticula alba, 1305 nucleotides. RefSeq names its product 26S protease regulatory subunit 6A like A. Bases 1 to 1305 code for a protein of 434 amino acids. Gene Ontology annotation, cellular component: proteasome regulatory particle, base subcomplex. The transcript is spliced from 4 exons. Gene Ontology annotation, biological process: proteasome-mediated ubiquitin-dependent protein catabolic process. Lineage: Eukaryota; Rotosphaerida; Fonticulaceae. The record is from RefSeq and is a predicted model, not a curated record. Gene Ontology annotation, molecular function: proteasome-activating activity; ATP binding; ATP hydrolysis activity.
AUGUCCUCCCUCGAGAACGCCCUCGUGGAGAACGAGAUCUCCCCGGAGAUCCUCGCCAUGACCGACGGCGAGCUCCGUCGCCGGAUCAACGACAUCGAUGACGCCACGCAGUCCAUGCAGAACCAAAUCAAUGCCAUGGACAACGAGCGUAGCGGCAAGAUGGAGAUCCUGAACGCCAACCGGUCGCGCAUCCGCGUGAACAAGCAGAUGCCCUACCUGGUGGCCAACGUGGUGGAGGUCCUGUCGCCGGCCGACCUGGCCGCGGCCGCCGACGAGAUCGACGGCGAGGCGGACGGCCCGGACGACGGGGCGCACGUCAACGAGGAUGACAACCGCGACCACAAGUCGGCCGUGGUCAAGACCAGCACCCGGCAGACGGUGUUCCUGCCGAUCGCCGGGCUGGUGGACCCGGAGUCUCUGCGCCCGGGCGACCUGGUCGGCGUCAACAAGGACAGCUUCCUCAUCCUGGACACGCUGCCGCCCGAGUAUGACCCCCGUGUGAAGGCCAUGGAGGUGGAUGAGAAGCCGACUGAGGACUACAGCGAUGUCGGCGGCCUCGAGAAGCAGAUCGAGGAGCUGGUCGAGGCGGUGGUCCUGCCAAUCACGCACAAGGACCGCUUCGAGAAGCUGGGCAUUCGGCCGCCCAAGGGCUGCCUGCUGUACGGGCCGCCCGGGACCGGGAAGACGCUGAUGGCGCGCGCGUGUGCGGCCCAGACGAACUCCUGCUUCUUGAAGCUGGCCGCGCCGCAGCUGGUGCAGAUGUUCAUCGGUGAUGGCGCGAAGCUGGUGCGCGAUGCCUUCGCCCUGGCCAAGGAGAAGGCCCCGGCCAUCAUCUUCAUCGAUGAGCUGGAUGCCAUCGGUACCAAGCGCUUCGACUCCGACAAGUCCGGCGACCGUGAAGUCCAGCGGACCAUGUUGGAGUUGCUCAACCAGCUGGACGGCUUCAGCAGCAAUGACCAGGUGAAGGUGAUCGCCGCCACCAACCGCAUUGACAUCCUGGAUCCGGCGCUCCUGCGCUCCGGGCGUUUGGACCGGAAGAUCGAGUUCCCCCACCCGAACGAGGAGGCCCGUGCGCAGAUUCUCAAGAUCCACUCGCGGAAAAUGACCGUCCACCCGGGGGUCAACUACGAGGAGCUGGCCCGGUCGACGGAGGACUUCAACGGCGCCACCCUGAAGGCCGUGUGCGUGGAGGCCGGCAUGAUCGCCCUGCGGAGGGGCGCCUCCGAGAUCCACCACGAGGACUUCAUGCAGGGUGUCCAGGAGGUCCAGGCCAAGAAGAAGGCCACGCUCAACUACUUUGCUUGA